CCAACGUUUUAUAUACUCUUUGGACGUUUUCUUAGCGCGUGCGAGAUGACGCGCCGGUGAAUUUUAUUUUAAAGCCUUGACGUAAUUUUUAUUUUAUACGCCGAUAAGUGAGUUACUACAAUGGCCGAUCAAGUAGAUUCAAUGUCAGAUGCGGAGCUUCGGACUAAACUAGCCGAGCAUGGAUUUCCUAUUAUGCCGAUCACAGCUUCUACCAGAAAACUGUUGGUAAAGAAAUUAAAGCUCGUUCUUGACAAUAAAAGUAAACCGCGAAACAGUGUUGACAGUAAAGUGGAAAGCAGGCGUUCCCUUGCGCGUUACUCGAGCGGCGAGGAAUCCGACUUGGACGCCAGCAAUGCGAAAGAGAAACGUGGGGGCCGUCGGAGUAAAGUCGGAGGGUCUAUGUUACCGCCCACCAGUAGCAAAACGCGCCAUAUACCCGUUAAAAAAGAUUCCCCCGCCAAAGUCGAUUCCGACAAAGGAUCUGAGUCUGACGAAGAAAAAUCACCCGUUCGCAUACGCGAGAAAGUUGAAACUAUCACUACUCGACAGAUAAAAAGAACUUACACAAAUGAUCAAGAUGACUAUGACACAGGAUCCGACAGUGAUGUUGACGGCGACAAGAAAACCUCCACUCCUUACAGAAGCAACUCAAGAGCCAGCGACCACAUCUCCAGCACUCUGCCUACCACCAACGCCAGCACCAGUGCGCCUAAACCGUCACUUUACACACUUCCCUCUAUCUCUUCUACCAACUAUUCAUCACCAAUACUUUCCUCCUCAGAUCAUUUGAAUUCUAUAAGGUCUCGACUCGGUUUAACAUCUACACUAGCUGAUAGACCUUCUGUAAGCAGUUACAUAUCUGACUACACAACAAACAAUGUAGAUGAAGUUGAAUCUCCUUAUCUUAGUAAUUUUACACGUCGCUUGUCUACUUUGAAAUCAGAUCCGCCCAAAACAAGCACCUUUUUAGACCAGGACACAAACAAUGGCAGCACAGUCUCACCACGCAGGUCUUAUAUGACUGGUGUGACAAGAUCAGCAGAUGUUGUUGACUACAAAACUGUGAAUGACAAAAAGUUUUUGAAAAACAAUCUUGUGUCUCUUGCCCUUGUUGUGUUAGUUGCACUUUUUUUUUUUUGCUUAUUUUUUAUGUAUUUAGUUAAGAAAAACGAUAUCGCCUCGGUAGUUGAUGAUCAAAACAGUCUGAUACCAAUAUGUCAACUAAAUAUACCUGGAAAUAGACCUGGCAUCAACUGUGUGCCCCGAGAACAUGUCAGCUAUGCUAAAGAUCUCCUAAAAGUUAUACAUCCGGAACUGACUACCCGAAUUGCCUCAUACCAAUGUGGUAAGCCGGGGGCUCUGCCUUAUCUCACAGAAAAGGAAAUUAUUGACCUUGCUAGUGCUAGAGCUGAAAUGGUUGAUGUAAGUCAAUGUCGGACUGAUUUGAAUAAUUUGCAAGUUUUAAUUGUUAACAACCCACGAUGGGGCCUCUCUGUUGUUCAGUUAAAAAAUUUGUAUACUAAAGAUGUUGAAUACACCCCUAUCAAUUCUGUUGAAAUAGUUGUUCAACAACGCAACAAAGGUAGCGUUGCUAUAACUUUGACAGACCCAUCUACUCCCAUAUCCUGUUUGUUUGUUAACACUCUGUACUCCGCUGGAUCUACAUUUGUCAUAGUUGGCCUGAUCAGUGUUGUCAUUCUCGGCUUACAACGAUUCUACAAAUACUAUGUGAGAUAUCAGAAAAAGAAAAGUGAAGAAAUCUACUCCAUGGUGGAACAGAUCAUAGACAUUAUAUCUCAAGAAACCGAAGACAGCGGAGAACCUUACAUAUCAGUUGAUCAUGUAAGAGAUACCUUGAUAUCUCCUCAGAAUAGAGAGAAAAUGUCAUCAACCUGGGAUGCAGCGGUCAAAUUCAUACAGACAAACGAAAGCAGGGUACGAAUGGAAGUUCAAUCUGUUGAUGGUGAAGACUGCAGAGUGUGGAGAUGGAUUUCACCGCAUGGGAGCCCGAAGCGUAGUGCUGCAUGGCAGGGACAGGCAUUCGAAACUCAAGAGGGAUCUGUGAACAAUCUCACCGUGUCUCCUACCCCUUGCCUGAAGAUCCGUCACAUGUUCGACAAAAACGACACCAACCCUAAUUUGAGAUCGGUGAUACAGGACGCUAUUCUGGAGAAAUGCGGGGACAGGUGCAACAUUCUGCACAUCGACAUUGACCGGGCCUCGUGCUGUGUCUACGUGAAGUGUUCCACGACGACUGAUGCUGGCGUGGUCUACAGAAGCCUGCACGGCUGGUGGUACGAGGGUCGGCUCAUCACGGUGAAAUACCUGCGUCUGGAGAGAUACAUGCAGAGAUUCCCCAAUUCCCCCUCCACUGGACCCUUUCUGAAGCCUUCACGUCGCCGUUAAUGAUUGCACACAGCUUACAGUCAAGCAUAAUAAAAGAAUACAACUGUCAGUUGUGUGCGCAGGAAUAUCGUACCAUAGCAGGGUCAGCAGUUGUAAUAAGCAAAUUGCUUUUUACAUCAUUUUUAAAAGUUGAUUGUUUUGAUCCCCCAUUGGCAAAAUAGUUACAUGUUGAUACUCGUGCGCAAACGCUUUGCCGAUGGCUUUACGAUGUCACGCGCAAGUUAAAGUAAUGUGCAGACAAGCGCGGGACGCGGUCUCUGUUAGUGGGAGGAGAGCCAUCGGCAAACCUUCAGCGCACAGAUAACAUCGUGUAUUUAAGUUGCAUGUUCAAUUUCUUUGUUAUUAAAUUCUUUUCUACAAUUUUUGUACUUUAGCCUAGUUAUUCUUAAUUGACUGGAUUUGGACACAAAAUGUUUUAAAGUGUUCUAUUGUAUUUUAAAAACUAUAACAAUACUUGUAGUUUUUCUUGACGUAAGUUUUUGACAUGUUAUAGUUUUUACUUUAGUGUAAAACUGCGUAGCUCCAUAUGAUGUGAUAUGGUAUAAUUGGUAAUUUAAAAACAAGGUAAAAUAAUAUCAGAGAUAUAAGCAUAAACUUAGCUCUAAGACUUAACAAAUAAAUGUUGCCUUAUUUUGUAAAGUUGUGCACUUGAUGUGUUGUAAAUAUUGUCAUCACAUGUCUCAGUUCAUUACUUUAUUAAUUCGGAGUUUUAUGUCAGCGAGGAAUUUGUUAUUUCAAUUUACUUGUUUCUGAACUGCUUUUGUAACUUUCAUAGUAUUGAUUUUUCACUUGCAGGUAACAAAGUGGAACACAAAGUGUAUGUUUUAAGGUUAACAUUAAUUUUCAAGUAUCUUUAACUAAAUUUUACUUUCUAGUGUUAUGUUAUGCAUUCAUUUUCACUUUUUCAAUAAAUAGUAAAAAAUAAAA
Messenger RNA from Papilio polytes (common Mormon), 3333 nucleotides. RefSeq lists its product as uncharacterized. Gene Ontology annotation, cellular component: nuclear inner membrane. Gene Ontology annotation, molecular function: chromatin DNA binding. The record is from RefSeq and is a predicted model, not a curated record. Bases 121 to 2406 code for a protein of 761 amino acids. Gene Ontology annotation, biological process: nuclear envelope organization; negative regulation of BMP signaling pathway. Lineage: Eukaryota; Metazoa; Arthropoda; Insecta; Lepidoptera; Papilionidae. The transcript has 2 exons.